GAAUGAAAAUAUGCCAUCUCGUCUACGCCUCAGCCAUUGUAUUUUGCCGUUGUCUCUAUUCAGUGGUGUGCUGUAACUCAGUAAUUUCGUCGAUUUUAAUAAACGCAGAUUGUAGACAUACAGCUGAAUUUAUCAAAACCUAGUCUGUACACGGAUUGCAAAUAAGAUAUUUAGAAAAAUAAUAGAUUGUUUUGGGCUCACGCGAUAUUAAAAUUAGCAGCUAGCUACCUUUUUGGUUUAUUUCCCCCAAAAAACCUUUGUUAUUAAACCAAUAGGCAUUUCUCCACGCAUCCGGUUUCUAUUUAGAUGGCAAGCUUCCCAGAUUCUGUAAAUGAAAAUGAAAUAGGUAAGGCUAAGUUCAUCGGUGAACUCUUAGUGCCUGUUGCUCCCUUUGACCAGAAGUCUGGGCGAGAGACCUGGACUGUAGCCUUUGCACCUGAUGGUUCUUACUUCGCUUGGUCUCAAGGGCAUCGCAUCGUGAGGCUCGUUCCCUGGUCAAAAUGCCUGAAGAAUUUUGGUGGGGAAGGCUCCAACAGAGCAGGCACUCGGCGUUUGUCGCGGCAGGACAGCGAGGGUGGAACAGUGGUGCCAGUGGGCGAGCCCAGGGAGCACACCAUCGACUGCGGUGACAUUGUGUGGGGCCUGGCCUUCGGCUCGUCAGUACCAGAGAAGCAGAGUCGCUGCGUCAACAUCGAGUGGCACCGCUUCAAGUUCGGUCAGGACCAGCUGCUGCUUGCCACGGGCCUCAACAACGGACGCAUCAAGAUCUGGGAUGUCUAUACUGGAAAGCUGUUGCUCAAUCUCAUGGAUCAUACAGAUAUAGUGCGAGACCUGACUUUCGCCCCUGACGGCAGCCUCAUGCUGGUAUCGGCAUCCAGAGACAAAACCCUGAGGGUCUGGGACCUGAAAGAUGACGGUAACAUGGUGAAAGUGUUGCGGAGUCAUCAGAACUGGGUCUAUUGCAGCGCAUUCUCACCAGACUCCUCAGUCCUCUGCUCUGUCGGAGCCGGUAAAUCGGUGGCAGGUGUGAGUGUUUUUGAAGGGAGGGAGCGCCGCGCUGACAUAAAGCAGCCGGUGCAGGCCGCUGGCUGGUGGCACCAGUGCCACUACUACUGCCGGGCUGGGACGCACUGUGCCCCUGCCCAGGGGGCAGUCUUGCACCUACCUGACCGCAAGGUCUCCCAUACUAUGUCUCUUCGUAGGCUUCCGCCGGAGGUGUUCCUUUGGGAUAUGGAUAAAUAUUCCCUGAUCCGGAAGCUGGAGGGUCACCAUAACGACGUGGUGUCCUGUGAGUUCUCUCCCGACGGAGCCUUGCUCGCCACCGCCUCCUACGACACCCGUGUCAUCAUCUGGGAUCCCCACAUGGGCACUGUGCUGCUGGAGCUAGCGCACCUCUUCCCCCCUCCCUCGCCCAUCUUUGCUGGAGGGGCCAACGAUCGCUGGGUACGCUCUGUAGCGUUCUGUCACGACGGGCGUCACAUCACCAGCAUCACUGACGACCGAAUGGUGCGUUUCUGGACAAUUGAUGAGACGUCUCCCCAGGCCAUCGCCCCCCUCACUAACGGCCUCUGCUGUGCGUUCUCUACUGACGGGAGUUUCCUAGCAGCUGGGUCUCGAGACGGCAGCGUGCAUUUCUGGGCGUGCCCAAAGAGCAUUGCCAGCCUGCAGCACCUGUGUCGCAUGGCACUACGACGGGUCAUGUCCACCCAGCAGGUGCAGACGCUGCCUAUCCCGCCCCGCAUACGCUCCUACCUGUCUUACCAAGAUCUCUAGCCCUCCACAUUCACCCUCACUGCCCAACACCGCAUGCUGGAAACCAAUGAAUAUUACCUUCCUAGAAAAAACACCCAGGAAAAAUACCAAAAAAAUAACCGAAGAGGAAAAACUUGAUUGACAAACUAACUGUUCUGUGACAAGACAAAUUUUAGGGUAUUUAUUUUUGUAGGUUUACUUCCGUGUGUGCGUGCCAUGGCCCCCCUCAGGGAGCGUGGUUGAAUGGUUAAGUUAUUUCAGUGGCCUGUCUCUCAGCGUAAGAUGGCCUUACCAUAUGUCACCUGGAUAAUUCUACAUUAUUCCUCCAAUAGACUUGGUGGUGGUGGAAUCAAUAUUGAUGUGCUGUCUCUCAACCUUCUCCAACUUGGAAGCGGAGAAACCAUGCAACUCCACUGACUUUACUGUACGGACUACUAAGGUUGCAAAAUUCUGGGAACUUUCAAUAAAUUCCCUGGUUAUCCAAAAAUCCAGUUUGGAGGAAAUCUGGAAUCCGGAGGGAAUAAGGAGGAAAUCUAGAAUCCUCCAACCAGGAUUUUGCAACUCUACUAACGACUGAGUGGGAGGAUGGAGGGUUCGUCCCAACGCUGUGCAUUAUUUUCAGUGCUUCAGAGACGGGCAUGAAGGGUGGAGAAGUGUGUAUGGCCACAUGUACAAGUGUGUAUGUGUGUGGAAGCCAGAGGAGUCAAACUCAUUUUACCACAUUGGUCUUCGCCGAGGUCCGGAGGGCUGCAAGUAGAAUUGAUUAUAUUUCCUCUGUCAGAAUGUGUUUGUUUUUUUUAAGUCCUCUUUCCAUCGCUUUUGGAAUUUUCGAUUCUCCUUGACUGUCUAGCUUUCAUUUCGAUUGCCUUUUAGAAAGCUGGACAGAGUGAGGUUACACCGUUUUGAUUUGGUUUUUGGUAAUUUCAAUAUCAAUUGAGAUUGUUUUCCAUUUAAAGCAAAAAAAUAAAUAUAAAAGUUAAUUUGAAAAUGAGGUAAGUGAAUGACUGUGCUGAUAAGAUUUGACCUUCUGCUGCAACGGGCAGCUGGAUCCCUCCCUCAGUUUUCUGCUACUCUAGAUCUCCUCAGGUCUUAACCCUUACUCCCUCGCUUGCCCAGGUGCUUUCCUUUCCACACAUCCUGCCUCACUCACGCCCAGGAGGGCAGAGACUGCCUGUAGCCUACACUGUCUCAGUCUCAAAACAAUAGCAACCCAUAGUCUGACCUCUUUGGUUCUCAUUUUUUACCUGGGGGUGAAAAAAUCUGUAUAGACAAUUGCUUGUGUGUGUGUGUACUGUGGCUUGUGAAAGUAUACUCCCCUUGGCAUUUUUCCUAUUUUGUUGCCUUACAACCUUGAAUUAAAAUGUAUUUUUGGGGGCUUUAUCAUUUGAUUUACACAACAUGCCUACCACUUUGAAGAUGCUAAAUGUGUUUUAUUGUGAAACAUACCAGCAAUAAGACAAACAGAACUUGAGCGUGCAUUACGCCCCUAGAGUCAAUACUUUGUAGAGUCACCUUUUGCUGCAAUUACAGCUGCAAGUCUCUUGGGGUAUGUCUCUAUAAGCUUGGCACAUCUAACCACUGGGAUUUUUGCACAUUUUUCAAGGCUAAACUGCUCAAGCUCCUUCAAGUUGGAUGGGUUCCCCUGGUGUACAGCAGUCUUUAAGUCAUUCCACAGAUUCUCAAUUAGAUUGAGGUCUAGGCUUUGACAAGGCCAUUCCAAGACAUUUAAAUGUUUCCUCUUAAACCACUGAAGUGUUGCUUAAGCCGUAUGCUUAGGGUCAUUGUUCUCCUGGAAGGUGAACCUCCGUCCCAGUCUCAAAUCUCUGGAAGACUGAAACCGGUUUCUCUCAAGAAUUCCUCUGUAUUUAGCGCCAUCUGUCAUUCCUUCAAUUCUGACCAGUUUCCCAGUCCCUGCCGAUGGAAAAACAUCCCCACAGCAUGAUGCUGCCACCACCAUGGAUAGGGUUCUCGGGGUGAUGAGAGGUGUUGGGUUUGCGCCAGACAUAGCAUUUUCUUUGGUGGCCAAAAAGCUCAAUUUUAGUCUCAUCUGACCAGAGUUCCUUCUUCCAUUUAUGUUUGGGGAGUCUCCCCAUGCCUUUUGGCGAACACCAAACGUGUUUGCUUAUUUUUUUUCUUUAAGCAAUGGCUUUUUUUCUGGACACUCUUCCGUAAAGUCCAGCUCGGUGGAGUGUACGGCUUAGUGGUCCGAAUGGACAGAUACUCCAAUCUCCGCUGUGGCGCUUUGCAGGGUCAUCUUUGGUCUCCUUGUUGCAUUUCUGAUUAAUGUUCUCCUUGCCUGGUUAGUGAGUUUGAGGGUGGCCCUCUCUUGGCAGGUUUGUUGUGGUGCCAUAUUCUUUCCAUUAAAAAAAAAAAAAGAUUUAAUGGUGCUCCGUGGGAUAUUUUUUUAUAGCCCAACCCAGAUCUGUACUUCUCCACAACUUUGUCCCUGACCUGUUUGGAGAGUUCCUUGGUCCUCAUGGUGCCAAUUGCUUAGUGGUGUUGCAGACCGGGGCCUUUCAGAACAGGUGUAUGUGUACAUAUACACAUGCACGCACACACACACACACACACACACACACACACACACACACACACACACACACACACACACACACACACACACACACCUGUUCUGAAAGGCCCCAGAGUCUGCAACACCACUUAGAUUGCACACAGGUGGACUUUAUUGAACUAAUUGACUUAAGGUAAUUUGUUGCACCAGAUCUUAUUUAGGGUCUUCAUAGCAAAGUGGGUGAAUAAAUAUUCACGCACCACUUUUCUGUUUUUAAUUCUUUGGAAUAUUUUUUUUUUACUUCACCAAUUUCGAGUAUUUUGUAUGUCCAUUACAUGACAUCCAAAUAAAAUCAAUUCAAAUUACAGGUUGUUAUGCAACAAAAUAGGAAAAAAUCCAAGGGGGAUGAAUACUUUUUGCAAGGCACUCUAUAUGCAGUACUAGUCAAAAGUUUGGACACACCUCAUUCAAGGUUUUUCUUUAUUUUUAAUAUUUUCUACAUUGUAGAAUAAUAGUGGAGACAUCAACUAUGAAAUAACACACAUAGAAUCAUGUAACAAAAUAAGUGUUAAACAAAUCAAACUAUAGUUUGAGUUUCUUCAAAUAUAGCUUUGCACAAUUGGCAUUCUCUCAACCAGCUUCACCUGGAAUGCUUUUCCAACAGUCUUGAAGGAGUUCCCACAUGCUGAGCAGUUAUUGGCUGCUUUUCCUUCACUCUGCGGUCCAACUCAUCCCAAACCAUCUCAAUUGGGUUGAGGUCGGGUGAUUGUGGUGGCCAGGUCAUCUGAUACAGCACUCCAUCACUCUUGGUCAAAUUGCCCUUACACAGCCUGGAGGUGUGUUGGAUCAUUGUCCUGUUGAAAAACAAAUGACAAUCCCACUAAGUGCAUACAAGAUGGGAUGGCGUAUCGCUGCAGAAUGCUGUGGUAGCCAUGCUGGUUAAGUGUGCCUUGAAUUCUAAAUAAAUCACUGACAGUGUCAACAGCAAAGAACCCCCAGACCAUCACACCUCCUCCAUGCUUUAUGGUGGGAACUACAUAUGCGGAGAUCAUCUGUUUACCUACUCUGUGUCUCACAAAGACACGGCGGUUGGAACCAAAAAUCUCAAAUUUGGACUCAUCAGACCUAAGGACAGAUUUCCACCGGUCUAAUGUCCAUUGCUCACAUUUCUUGGCCCAAGCAAGUCUCUUCUUAUCGGUGUCCUUUCAGUGGUUUCUUUGCAGCAAUUCAACCAUAAAGGCCUGAUUCACGCAAUCUCCUCUGAACAGUUGAUGUUGAUGUGUCUUACUUGAACUCGGUGAGGCAUUUAUUUGGGCUACCAUUUCUGUGACUGGUAACUCUAAUGAACUUAUCCUCUGCAGCAGAGGUAACUCUGGGUCUUCCUUUCCUGUGGCGGUUCCCAUGAGAGCCAGUUUCAUCAUAGCUCUUGAUGGUUUUUGCUACUGCACUUGAAGAAACUUUCAAGGUUCUUUAAUUUUCCUGGAUUGACUGACCUUCAUGUCUUAAAGUAAUGAUGGGCUGUCAUUUCUCUUUGCUUAUUUGAGCUGUUAUUGCCAUAAUAUGGACUUGGUCUUUUACUAAAUAGGGCCAUCUUCUGUAUACCACCCCUACCUUGUCACAACACAACUGAUUGGCUCAAACACAUUAAGAAGGAAAUUCCACAAAUGACCUUUUAACAAGGUACACCUGUUAAUUGAAAAGGUGAAUACCUCAUGAAGCUGGUGGAGAGAAUGCCAAGAGUGUGCCAAGCUGUUUUCAAGGGUGGCUACUUUGAAGAAUCUCAAAAAACACUUAUUUGGUUGCUACAUGAUUCCAUAUGUGUUAUUUCAUAGUUUUGAUGUCUUCACUAUUAUUGUACAAUGUAGAAAAUAGUACAAAUAAAUUAAAACCAUUGAAUGAGUAGGUGUAUCCAUACUUUUGACUGGCACUGUGUGUGUAUGUGUAUAUAUAUCAGUAUAUGAACAUAUCAGAGGAUGUGGUAUGCUUUUUACUUUUGUUUCUUUUUUAUUCUUAUAACGUUACUGUUGUAAACAUUUUUUCCCUCUGUACACUUUUCUCUCAUUUUAAUGUGAAGACCUGUAUAUGAAUUAAUGAACCAAUCUGUUAUUGUAGAGACCAGGGUGUAGUCUGCUCCUUCAGAAGUGGUCAAACUGAGAUGGUGAAUUUAUAGUGUGCCCUAGGACUUAGUGUGCCCUAGGACUUAGUGUGCCCUAGGACUUAGUGUGCCCUAGGAGGUUGCCAUGUGUAUUAAUGACUGUCUGAAACCCAUGUUCAGUACAAACCUCUCUUUUCUCCUGUGCUAUGCUGCACAACUCUAAAGUGGAGUUCCUAAAUGUAAGAAAUAACCUAUAGGGGAGAGCAAUACAAGAUAAUCUUCUGAAAAUAAGUCAUCUUCACAGUUGCCAUCUGUAGCAUGGGAUCUUUAUUGAUUGUGACAAGCCUUUGAAGCCUUACUGUUAUGCAGGCAUUUGAUAGUAAAUAUUAAACUGGGUAAAAAAAGCUAAUUAUUUUCAGACAGUAUUGAGAAGGGCCAAAUGAAAAAGUAUUAAUGUUCUACUUUUUGUAUUUUGUCUAUGUUGACCUAGGUAGUGGAUACAGGCCUGCCGUUAAUCAAUCUUGGCAAUACGUUUUCUAAAGUCAAUGGUGAUGCCGACGGUCUCUCUUUCUCGUUUUUUUGUCUGUUCUUGUCAGUCUGACUUUUCUCUCACAUGGCUAAAACUUGAAACUCUUGUGCAUCUGUGAAUUUGAUUGAAUUUAUUCUGAUUUUAUUUCUCCUCUUCGUAAAACUGUUAAGCUGUUGUCUUCAGUAACCGGGUGGGUUUGUGUUUAGUAAAGCCUUUGCUGAUAGAGCUGGAGGAGGUGAAUGAAUCAAAAGUGCUGGGUUCUCACCAGUUGGGGAGUAGUAAACUAGAUGUAGUUCAACUAGUAAUUUAACUACAUUUUGUAGUAGCUCGGCGCUAAUAUAAUUCAAAUCUAGGUAGUGUUUUCACUCGUGAAUAAACUACUACUGGAACUACACACUAUUUUUGCAAAAAGAAAAUAUGGAUGUUGUCUAUUUUUUUCGGCAUCAGACCUGCCUAAUUCCCACUUCAAAGAAUUGUUUUUAAUUUAACUGUUAACCCCAAAGGGAUCUGUCUUGCAAUUUAUAGUCUUGACAUUUCAGAUUUACAUAUUAUAUUUUUUAUCAAAGUAGUUUGAUGUCGUGAACUACUUUUUCAAAGUAACUAGUUAAGUAAACUAUAUUUUUUUCAAAGGGUGACUUUAGUGGAGCUUAACUUGUUUCAGUGUGAAGUAAUUGGUAACUUGGUAAACUCUUUUCAGAGUAGUGUCCCCAACACUAGUUCUAUUCCACUUUGGGAACACACUAUUCGACAAGUGUGUUCCCAAAAUGAUUGAAAGGGUUUUGGUAUCCUCCAACCAUUGCAAUGUUAAAGAAGCUCCAAUCAAUGUUGAAUAUAUUGAAAUUAAUGUAGUCUCUCUUGUUUUUCUGGUCUGUUUCAUUAUGUAAUUUUUGCAUUUAUAGUUUGAAUAAAAUAUAUUUUUGAAAAACA
Messenger RNA from Oncorhynchus masou masou (cherry salmon), 7815 nucleotides. Its product is annotated as WD repeat and SOCS box-containing protein 1-like. Gene Ontology annotation, biological process: protein polyubiquitination; intracellular signal transduction. Lineage: Eukaryota; Metazoa; Chordata; Actinopteri; Salmoniformes; Salmonidae. The record is from RefSeq and is a predicted model, not a curated record. Gene Ontology annotation, molecular function: protein binding. Bases 307 to 1773 code for a protein of 488 amino acids. The transcript is spliced from 11 exons.